AUGGAAAUCGAAAACUCAAACGUCGAGGCGCAAAAGAGCACCUUGGCUAUUGCUCAAAUCGAGAAAGCUGGAGUCCGCCCUUAUGACGCUAUACGCCUUCGUAGACUCAGACACAAGAUCGAUCUUCGACUGAUGCCCAUCUUUGCCUGGGUAUAUCUUCUCAACUACCUUGAUCGCUCCAAUAUUGGGAACGCCAAAAUCCUCAACCGCGAGACCGGCGACUCUUUCCUCCAGUCAUUCCAUAUGACUACCAAUGACUACGCUGUCACCAUCACAGUCUUUGCAGUGGCUUACAGUCUCUUCGACGUGCCUGCCAAUUUCGCGCUCAAACGAUUCUUCCGGCCUUCUAUCUGGUUCGGACUAUUGUUUUUCUGCUGGGGAGUGCUCACACUCUCGUUUGCAUGGUUGAAAAAUUAUGCUUCGGUCUUGGUGAUUCGAUUUCUCAUCGGGGUUUCGAGGCAGGCUUCUAUCUUGGUACCUAUGCACACACUUGAGAUGAGGCAGGAAGAGCGCUCUGUGAGAAUCGCUUUCUUUUCGGCAUCAACAACACUGGCUGGAGCCUUUGGUGGCUGCGUCGCCUAUGGAGUGGGCUUCAUCAACGGCCACUCUGGUCUGAAAGGAUGGCAGUGGCUCUUCGUGAUCGAAGGCCUCAUCACAAUCCUCAGCACCCUCAUCCUCAUUGUCUACCUCCCCGACUAUCCAUCGACCGCAAAAUGGCUCACAGAGGAAGAGAGGGAACUUGUCCAGCAGGGUCUGGAAGAGCAAAACAGUUCUUUCACGAGAGAACCUGCAAGCCGUCGCGAGAUCCUACAGGCGCUCAGCCCACGCAUGGUUGUACAUUACGUGGCUUUCUUUCUCGACGUGAUCGUCUUCGCUUCACUUUCCUACUUUUCUCCCACCAUUGUCAACGGCCUCGGCUACGCAUCUGUCAAGGCACAACUUAUGACCGUACCACCGUGGUGUGUGGGAUUUGUCGUUUCCCUUUGUCUAGCUUGGUCCGCCGAUCAUUUUAAUGCUCGCGGUUACCAUGCAGCAGGAGCUUCAAUGCUCAGUGGCAUAGGAUUCAUGACAAGUGCCGUCCUCCCUGCGGAUGCAUACCUCCAACGAUAUGGUGCCUUGAUCCUGGCUUCUGCUGGGGCCUUCCCCACGCUCGCCCCGCUUGCAGGAUGGGUAACGUGCAAUGCUCCCAGCCAGAGGACGAUUGGUCUUGCUGCAGGAUUGAAUAGUGCCGGUGUCGGCUUAGCCUCCAUAGUCGCGGCAUGGAUCUGGAGAGGGAGCGAGGCAGCAGCAGGCUUUCCGACAGGAAACAAAGUCUGUGCCGUGUGCAGCUUCGUCUGUGCCGUCCUUGCACUCGGAUUGAGGUGGGAGUAUGGGAGACUGAAUCGGCAAGCCAAAGAAGCUGUGGAUGGGGUCCAGCGAGUGUGGCUGUAUUGA
Molecule: messenger RNA, 1434 nt
Organism: Exophiala aquamarina CBS 119918
Lineage: Eukaryota; Fungi; Ascomycota; Eurotiomycetes; Chaetothyriales; Herpotrichiellaceae
Exons: 3
Coding region: 1-1434 (477 amino acids)
Biological process (GO): transmembrane transport
Cellular component (GO): membrane
Molecular function (GO): transmembrane transporter activity
Source: RefSeq, a predicted model, not a curated record